CCGCCAUAAAAAUCUUUUAACGAAAAUGGAAAGUGGAAGAUUGAAUUUUAAACGUGAUUUACGUGUACAUUUACCACUGUCCGUUCACUACCGUUCUGCCAGACAAUCUCUUUUCUAUGGCAGAAGUGGCUCGUGAGGUGUCUAGAUGUAUUAUUGUCUAUUCAGUAUUGGACUUAAGUGAACCGAAGUAGAUUUUAAGAUUUUUUUUCUUUUUCUUUUGGCAGCUGGUAUUGUAAAUUUUUAAUAAUGUUUGAUUUUGAUUCUGCUGUUCUUUUGCUUAAGAAAUAUGACCAAGAACAUAUUUUAAGAUUUUGGGAUAAACUUGAUGAGAAAGAAAAAAAAAUCUUACUGGAUGACAUUCAUGAUAUAAAUAUUCCAGAAGUCAUAGAAAUGUUUAGGAGAACUGUUGAAAACAUCAGAGCUGAACAACAAAAAUUGGACGAUAAGAUGAAUCCAAUUCCUGCUGAGUUGUAUGGUGCAGUUAACCGUAGUCCUGAAGAAUUGCUGACAAAGUACGAGCAGAUUGGACUUGAACAGAUAUCUCAAGGAAGAGUUGGAGUUUUAUUAAUGGCUGGAGGCCAAGGUACAAGGCUUGGAGUUAGCUAUCCAAAGGGUAUGUAUGACAUCGGUUUGCCUUCUCAUAAAUCCUUAUAUCGCAUACAAGGAGAACGUAUUCGUCGUCUAAUCAAUAUAGCAAGUAAAAAAUAUGGGAGUUGUAAGGGUCUACCUUGGUUUAUAAUGACUAGUGAACACACUAUGGAACCUACCCGUAAGUACUUUAAAGAAAAUGACUUUUUUGGACUAAAUGAAAGUAAAAUUGUUUUUUUUGAACAAUACAUGCUGCCAGCAUUUACUUUUGAUGGAAAAAUAAUCAUGGAAAGUACAUAUAAAAUCUCAAAGUCUCCAGAUGGCAACGGAGGUAUUUAUAAAGCUUUACGGGAUCGCAAUGUGUUGGAUGAAAUUAAAAAGUUAGGUGUUCAAUACCUUCACGCACAUAGUGUAGAUAAUAUAUUAGUGAAAGUAGCUGAUCCAAUAUUUAUUGGCUAUUGCAUUACAAAGAAUGCUGAAUGUGGAGCCAAAGUUGUUGAAAAAGCCUAUCCAUCUGAGCCACUUGGUGUUGUAUGUGAAGUUAAUGGAAAGUUUCAAGUUGUUGAAUAUAGUGAAAUUACUGAAAAAACUGCAGAAAAACAAAAUCCUGAUGGUCGUUUAACUUUUAGUGCAGGUAAUAUUUGUAACCAUUUUUUUACAACAGAUUUUUUAACUGAUAUUGCUCAUAAAUAUAAUAGUGAAUUAAAAUUGCACAUUGCUAAAAAGAAAAUAUCCUAUGUGGAUGGCGAUGGCAAUGUAUGCAAAUCAGAAAAACCAAACGGUAUCAAAAUGGAAAAAUUUAUAUUUGACGUAUUUGAAUUUUGUAAUCGUCUUGCCGUUUGGGAAGUAGAAAGAAAUGAAGAAUUUAGUGCUUUAAAGAAUGCAGAUAUACCAAAUGGCAAAGAUAAUCCCAAAACAGCUCGUUUAGAUGUAUUUUCUCUUCACAGAAAAUUUGUUGAAAAAGCUGGAGGGAAAUUCGUAAGAGACAAUAUUGAAUGUGAAAUUUCACCUUUAUUAUCUUAUGCUGGAGAAUCUUUAAGACAUUUGGUUGAUGGUAAAACAUUUGAUUCUAUACUAGAAUUAAAAUCUGACGAAGAAAUGUCUACUUUUAAUGGAAAUUAAAUGUCCUUAGUUCAUAUUCUUCUCAAAUAAUAGAAAAAAAAUAUUUCAAAAGCUUAUAGAUUCUCUAAU
Molecule: messenger RNA, 1779 nt
Organism: Sipha flava (yellow sugarcane aphid)
Lineage: Eukaryota; Metazoa; Arthropoda; Insecta; Hemiptera; Aphididae
Gene: mmy
Product: UDP-N-acetylhexosamine pyrophosphorylase
Exons: 1
Coding region: 247-1710 (487 amino acids)
Biological process (GO): UDP-N-acetylglucosamine biosynthetic process
Molecular function (GO): UDP-N-acetylglucosamine diphosphorylase activity
Source: RefSeq, a predicted model, not a curated record